GCCGCACGAUUGCUGAGAAGACGAUCUCAAAUCCUUACAAGUGGUUCCACGACAUCACCACUUCGGGGGCUUGGCUCGCCGACGAUAUAACACAUCGACUUGAGCAUGGAUUUGCUACGAGAUCGUGCUGAAAGACAUCCAAAAUCGUUCAACAUUUCUGGCAGACUCAUAUUGAACACCGAGCUCAUCCGUGCCGUUGACAUUGAGUACCACUCGUUUCAGGCUAUGGGUAGCGAGUACAUGGUGCCGGAAUAUAUGAUGGAAUGGGUCGUAGGGAUGUGACCGAGUGUCGGUGGAAAGCCAUGGGAUGGCUGUACGCAUAUGUACAUACCAGUAUGUGUGAAUCAUCACUACAUUGCAGUGAAAAUCGUAUUCGCCGACUCCACGAUGUAUGUGUUCGACCUCGAUCAUUCAUGCCUGACACAAGGCCAGCUCGAGCAAAAUCUAGAGUCGGUGUUUGUGAUCGUUCCCAUGAUGGCUAGACAAGUGAACAUCAUUGUACAUGACAGAUUCGCCACCAUGCGGAACACGACGACGGCGAGGCAGCAAAUAUCUACAUAGAAUUUUUUAGUAUGGCACAUAAGGUUGAGGCAAUCAACCAGGCUUCCAUUUUUCUCACCAUAUAAAGGAGCUUAUAAUUUAUAAAAAAAGUUGAAUUUUUCUUGUUUUACAUUCUAUCACUAUUCCUCUGGAUUGAACGUAUGGAGUUAUCAUCAGAAGUAGUUAACUUUGGAAAGUCUCUAUUAGUUCCUAGUGUCCAAGAGCUGGCCAAAGAGCCUAUUGUCAAGAUCCCAAUACGAUAUGUGCGCCAUGACCAAGACCCUCGAUCCAAUGACAUUCACAUGUCAUCAGUACCAGUUGUCAAUCUCCAGAGCUUACUUAUAGGAGAAUCCCUGAAUUAUGAGCUGGAAAAGCUUCAUUCCGCUUGCAAAGACUGGGGCUUUUUUCAGAUUAUAGACCAUGGAGUUUCUCCUUCGUUGCUAGAGGAAUUUAAAAGGCAAGUUACAGACUUCUUUAACCUUCCAAUGGAAGACAAAAAGACUCUAUGGCAACAACCAGACAACCAAGAGGGAUUUGGGCAGCUCUUUGUUAUAUCUGAGGAGCAGAAGUUGGAUUGGUCAGACAUGUUCUACAUAACAACUCUACCCGUCAAUCAAAGGAAGAUUGAAUUGUUUGAAAAGUUACCUACAAAACUAAGGGAAACUAUGGAGGCGUACUCGGAAGAACUGAAAAAGCUAGCCGCGACUUUAUUAAGUCAAAUGGCUAAGGCUCUAAAGAUGGACGAUAAUGAGAUCAAUGAACUAUUUAGAGAUGGUGUACAAUCAAUGCGGAUGAAUUUCUAUCCUCCUUGCCCUGAGCCUGAUAAUGCCAUUGGCUUCAGUCCUCACUCGGAUGCAGUUGCUCUAACAAUUUUGUUUCAGCUCAAUGAAACCGAGGGCCUUCAGAUUCGAAAAGAUGGGAAAUGGGUGCCAGUUAAACCACUUCAAAAUGCUUUUGUGGUUAAUGUUGGUGACAUAAUGGAGAUUGUGAGUAAUGGUGUUUAUCGGAGCAUUGAGCAUAGAGCAACACUGAACUCGGACAGUAAGAGGCUCUCUGUUGCCACAUUUUAUAGCUCCAACCUCAACUCGGAGUUGGGCCCUGCACGCAGCCUUGUUGGACCGAAGAAUCCACCAGUUUUUCGGCGAAUGCCAAUUGAGGAGUACUUCAAGAAUUUCUUCGCCCGGAAACUCAAUGGCAAGUCUUAUAUUGAUUUUAUGAAGUUGGAAGUUAGAGAAAACGACAGUACACAGAUUGAUUACUAAGAGGAUGAAACUCAGUUCUUGUUCUAGCUACUUCCACGGGAUUGAACCUAUUACUUAUGUAAACAUAGUUUUUAGGAAAAUGUUUGUGAAUCGUUUGACUUCCGAUCAAAAUGUUGUUUGACUUUUACUACAACUGCACUUUCCUCACAAUUAAUUCAAAUUAAUUACGAUCCAGCUGGAAAGGAGAUAAUUAAUUA
Molecule: messenger RNA, 1999 nt
Organism: Olea europaea var. sylvestris
Lineage: Eukaryota; Viridiplantae; Streptophyta; Magnoliopsida; Lamiales; Oleaceae
Product: protein SRG1-like
Exons: 7
Coding region: 702-1802 (366 amino acids)
Source: RefSeq, a predicted model, not a curated record